AUGAGCUUGCAAUUUGAUGUUACUGAAAGCGUGGAAGCACCCAAUGGCCAAAAAAAUUUGUUAUUCUCAGACGAAAAGCAGCAAGCUAGAUUCGAAUUAGGUGUCUCUAUGUACAUUUAUAAAUGGGAUGCGUUGGAUAUUGCUGUAGAGAACAAUUGGGGUGGUCCUCAUUCUGCUGAAAAGAGAGAUUGGGUCACUGGUAUUAUAGUGGAUUUGUUCAAGCAGGAAAGAAUUGUUGAUAUCGAAUUAAUUGAAGAAACUUUAUUGUAUGCCAUGACGGAUGAAUUUGAAACUAACGUGGAAGAUGAUUCUGCCUUACCAAUCGCCAAGGGAAUCAUUGAUCUUUAUAGAGAAUGUCAAUUGUUACAAUUCGAUACUGUAGAGAAAUUAUAUUUAGCUUGGGUAGAAAAGCAAAAAAAUCCUAGUAGUAAUACAAAGAAACACAAUAUUCAUAUUCAUCAUGAAGAAGGUGAAGAAUCUUCGUCUGAUGAAGAACUUGACGAUGACGAAGAUGAAGAUAUGAUAAUGAUGGUCGAUGACGAUGAAGAAGAGCAAACUCCAAACUUAAUUCAAGAGCCAAUAAUAGAUGAUGAUGGUUUUGAAUUGGUUCAAAAAAAGGUAAAGGAAGAAGAACCCCAUGAAAUAUUCAAUUUUAUUUUAUUAUGCAUUUACUUAUAUAUAUAUUAG
This is a messenger RNA of Naumovozyma dairenensis CBS 421, 687 nucleotides long. RefSeq names its product Tsr2p (gene TSR2). The transcript has a single exon. Gene Ontology annotation, biological process: maturation of SSU-rRNA from tricistronic rRNA transcript (SSU-rRNA, 5.8S rRNA, LSU-rRNA). NCBI's taxonomy places the organism in Eukaryota, Fungi, Ascomycota, Saccharomycetes, Saccharomycetales, Saccharomycetaceae. The coding region runs from base 1 to 687 and encodes 228 amino acids. Gene Ontology annotation, cellular component: nucleus. The record is from RefSeq and is a predicted model, not a curated record.